Molecule: messenger RNA, 1976 nt
Organism: Agrilus planipennis (emerald ash borer)
Lineage: Eukaryota; Metazoa; Arthropoda; Insecta; Coleoptera; Buprestidae
Product: phospholipase B1, membrane-associated
Exons: 6
Coding region: 104-1312 (402 amino acids)
Biological process (GO): phospholipid metabolic process
Molecular function (GO): glycerophospholipase activity
Source: RefSeq, a predicted model, not a curated record
UCUGGAUUGGUUUUAUGUUUAUUGAAACUUACGUUAGUGUGUACUAAAUGUUUACUAAUUAGUAAUAAUAAUCUAAGACGUUUUAUAGCGUUUUCAGUUUGCUAUGGGUGUUUUAGAGCUUCUAAUUAUGACCCUUCUUAUUCAAAAUAGUCUUCAAUUAAAUAUCGAACGUUCGGUUUAUGAUACUUUUACUCCAUUCGUUAGGUUUUCCCGAUUUUGGACUCGUUCAACAUUUCGCACAUGGUUGUUUGAUAUUCCGAAAGCUCAAUCAGAAAAUAAAAUUCAGCCACAAAUAGACGAAACCGUCCCGUUUUCAUGUCCAUUGAACAACACAAGAAGUCCUGAAAGACCAACAAACGUAAAUAAACUACGACCUGGUGAUAUCGAUGUCAUUGGAGCAAUGGGAGACAGUUUGACUGCAGGAUUCGGAUUAUUGGCUACAAACUUAGUUUCAGUUUUGUUUGAGAAUAGGGGUUUAUCUUUUAGCGGGGGUGGGGACAAAACUUGGAGGAAUUAUCUCACUUUGCCGAACAUAUUGAAGGAAUUUAAUCCAAAUCUGCAAGGAUUUUCUACUGGAAAUUCCUAUACUUUUGAAAAGGAAUCAAAUCUUAACGUAGCCGAAGGUGGCGCUGUGUCAGACAACACUCCGUAUAUGGCACAAAUGUUAGCCAAUAGGAUCAAACUAGACCCCAAAGUUAACAUCAAACUUGAUUGGAAGAUGAUUACGUAUUUUAUUGGCGGAAACGAUUUCUGUUGGGAUAUGUGCUUCAGAAGUAAUCCAGAAUCUAUUGUAGAUAAACAUAGAAAUAAUCUAAUAGAAGCUCUAAGGAUAUUGCGAGAUAAUUUACCAAGAACUCUUGUCAAUGUUAUAAAUGCCCCGAGUAUUGAAAUAAUUGCAAAUAUCCCAAACAAACCACCCAUUUGUUAUAUAACUCAUAGCGCAGAAUGCCCGUGUAUAUUUGGGUUGGGGUACCAAAACUAUCAACCCAUGUUUACAGAUAUUAUGAGAAAAUGGCAAAAAGUUGAACAGGAAGUAGUUGACAUGGACGAAUUCGACACAGAUGAUUUUUCUGUUGUACUACAACCCUUUACAUUAAAUUAUAUUGUUCCAGAUUUAAGUCACAUGUCUGUAGAUUGCUUCCAUCCAAGUCAAAAGGGAACAGCUCAAGCUGCUAAUAGCUUAUGGAAUAAUUUAUUAGAACCUGUUGGUAAGAAGAGUACAAGAGAAACAAAUCUUUUCAGCAAUUUUAAAUGUCCUACUGCCAAAAAUCCUUUUCUUUUUACCAGACGUAACAGCGAAAUAUCUACAUAACUGAAACUGGUACCGAUUUAAAUUAUUUAAUUAAUUCAUAUAAUUACCUGUAAAUUUUCAACAUUCAACUUUAGCAUCAUAUUUACAUUUAUAAUUUUGAAUAAUUAAUUAACUAAACUGUUUUGUUUGUGACAUGUACGUUUGUGUAAAAUGUGUUGCGCACUUUCGUCUCUACCUAGCAGUUUCUAUAACUUUUUUAUUAACACCAGAAAUCACUAUAUAUGUGUUGGUUCAGUAUAACAAAACCCAAACUAUGUUUUCUUAUAUUUUUUUAAACAAUAACACCGUUUCGAUCUAUAUAUAAAAAGAACUACCAAACUUAAAAUACAUUGAAACUGAUAAUUGUUAUUAAAUAAACAUUUACGGUGAAAAAACAUCAAAAACUGCUUCAAAUGGUAGUCCUUUUAUUCCUUAACUAUCCUUAGAAAACGCAACUACCAUAGGCGAACACUGACGUUAGAACUGUAUAUCCGAAUUUUAAAAACGCCGGGUUCGUCACUUGACCGCACGUUGGAGUCUCCGCGUAUUUUCUAGUAUUACGCUAAAACUAAAGUAGCUACAAAAAUUUCUUUCAGACAAAAAUUGUUCUACUAUCAAAGCUCUUUCUUAUGGUGGGUGCAAAAUUCUUUUACGCAAUGUUUUGAGCAAGUUAUUGCAAUUUAAA